CCCCUUUAUAAACCCUCUCUUCUCUUCCACUCUCUUACAUGCAAAAGAAAACAAAAUUCAAUAAAAUAUCACUCUCUCUCUCUCUCUCUGUCACUCUUAUAUGUACAUAAAAGAUAAGGUCGAGUACCUAAGUUUCAGCUGUACAUUCAUUUGAAAAAGAAUACUCUGUUUUGCUCUGUUUUUCCCAACAAUGGCUUCUUUCUCUGUUUUCUUCACUCUUUUAACUUUCUUCUCACUAUUCCUUUUCUCUUCUGCUAAACCAUUAGUUUUCCCAUUAACACAUUCAUUUUCAAGAACCCAAUUCAACAGUACUCACCAUCUUCUCAAAUCCACAUCAGCUCGUUCCUCCACGCGCCUCCACAACCACCGUCACCCUCACCGCCAAGUUUCCUUACCUCUCACUCCAGGAAGUGAUUACACGCUCUCUUUCUCGCUUGGUUCUCAAACUAUUUCUCUUUACAUGGAUACUGGUAGCGACGUCGUUUGGUUACCUUGUCAUCCAUUUGAUUGUAUUCUUUGUGAAGGGAAAUAUAAUCCUACUUUUAUCCCUAACCCUGGUCCUAUUAAUCUUACCACUGCUAAACCCGUCACGUGCAAGUCACGUGCUUGUUCUGCAGUUCACUCUUCGUUACCUUCUUCUGAUAUCUGUGCUAUAGCAAAAUGUCCACUUGAAGAUAUUGAAAUAUCAGAUUGCAAGAAAUACACGUGUCCACCUUUUUAUUAUGCUUAUGGUGAUGGGAGUUUUAUUGCGAAAUUAUAUAGUGAUGAAUUGUCAAUACCUAUGUCAUCACCGAACUUAAUUUUGAAGGAUUUUACGUUUGGUUGUGCUAAUAGUGCACUAGGUGAACCUAUUGGUGUUGCUGGUUUUGGACGUGGUACACUUUCUUUACCAGCUCAACUAGCUAAUAACAAACCGGAGAUAGGAAAUUAUUUUUCUUAUUGUUUGGUUUCACACUCUUUUGAUACCACUAAAGUUCAUCGACCAAGUCCGUUAAUUCUUGGUCGUUAUUCAGUUGAUGAAAAAGUGAAGAUUUACGAUGAUUAUGCUUAUACACCAAUGCUGGAAAACCCAAAACAUCGAUAUUUUUAUUGUGUUGGACUUGAAGGAGUGUCUAUUGGGAAAAUCAAGAUUCCGGCACCGGCGAGUUUACGGCGAGUUGAUGGUAGAGGUAAUGGCGGUAUGGUGGUGGAUUCUGGUACGACCUUUACGAUGUUGCCGUUAAGGUUUUAUGAGACAGUGGUAACUGAGUUCGACCGGCGUGUCGGACCGGUUUAUAAAAGAGCGAACCGGGUUGAAGAACGAACCGGGUUGAGUCCGUGUUACUAUUUGGAUAAGGGUAGUUCAAAUGUGCCACAAUUGUUGUUACAUUUUGGGGGAAAUUCUAGUGUGGUGAUGCCUAAGAGAAAUUACUUCUAUGAAUUUUUUGAUGAUGGGAAAGUGAAAAGGAAAGUUGGGUGUGUGAUGUUGAUGAACGGUGGUGAUGAAGAGGAAAGUGGGCCAGCAGGGAUAUUGGGUAAUUAUUUUCAACAAGGAUUUGAGGUUGUUUAUGAUUUGGAAAAGAAAAGAGUUGGAUUUGCAAGGAGGAAAUGCGCAUCUAUGUGGGAUAACUUGAACCAGCACUAAUGUGCGUCUUUGCUUAGCUGAUCAAACUUGACGCUGACUUUGACUUGUUAGUAAAGUCAAAUAGGGUCGCGUCAAGGAUAAUUUGAGAAUAAAAGUGUUUGAUAUUUUUUUUCUUUCUUUUCUGUCCCAUAUGUUAUUGUAUAGCUGGAGUUUUGGUAUAUAUUAGACAAAAAUAGGAGAAGAGGACGGAGGACAAAUGAAUAAAAUGUGGGUGUAAAUUUUUGGCA
Molecule: messenger RNA, 1851 nt
Organism: Lycium ferocissimum
Lineage: Eukaryota; Viridiplantae; Streptophyta; Magnoliopsida; Solanales; Solanaceae
Product: probable aspartyl protease At4g16563
Exons: 2
Coding region: 191-1624 (477 amino acids)
Biological process (GO): proteolysis
Cellular component (GO): plant-type cell wall
Molecular function (GO): aspartic-type endopeptidase activity
Source: RefSeq, a predicted model, not a curated record